UUGUAGCGGUGGUGGGAAAUCAAUAGUGUAAUAGCUUCUCCCAUCUUCUUGACAAGCUGGAUCAAUUUCGGCUGAACACACGUUAUUUGAACUGUGCGGAUUCGCACUCUUCCGCUGCAGCUGCGCAGUGGCCGGCCGGUCUCUGGGGUGGCUGUGUGUUACUUAGCAGCAGAAGUUUAAUCAUGGUGCUGGCAGUUGCUGGAGCUGAGUGACGGAUAAAUGUUCAAGUCUUUGCCUUUCGGCAGCUGGCUCCGCGCCUCCGGAGGAGACGGCCAGUCGGGGUCGGGGGGAGAGACUGUCCCGGGGGAUGUCUCGGUGGAUGAGCAGAGGAGCGGCGGAACACCCGCCGGAGAGGCGCAGAAGGAACCGAGGGCGAUCGGAACCUACCUGUUCAGUGCAGCCGCCUUAGCCUCCAGGAAGGUGGCAGAGACAGCCCAGAAUCUCCGCAGAUCUGUGGAGGGACAUCCGAUCAUAGACAGGACGAUACUGGGGGAUUUUAAGAAGGAGCAGGAGAGGUUCCUACAAGAAAAACAACAAACCAAAGUAGGUAAGCUUGGACACCACUCCAUGAGAAAAUAUUUUUCCACGGGAGCCAUUGUAAAUUUCCUGUGA
Molecule: messenger RNA, 612 nt
Organism: Lepisosteus oculatus (spotted gar)
Lineage: Eukaryota; Metazoa; Chordata; Actinopteri; Semionotiformes; Lepisosteidae
Source: RefSeq, a predicted model, not a curated record